Messenger RNA from Anarrhichthys ocellatus (wolf-eel), 2048 nucleotides. RefSeq names its product rab7a interacting mon1-ccz1 complex subunit 1 (gene rimoc1). Gene Ontology annotation, biological process: mitophagy. The transcript has 6 exons. Bases 355 to 1188 code for a protein of 277 amino acids. The record is from RefSeq and is a predicted model, not a curated record. NCBI's taxonomy places the organism in Eukaryota, Metazoa, Chordata, Actinopteri, Perciformes, Anarhichadidae.
CCCGCAAUGCUAGCUUCCACGUCAAAAACUCAGCGCGUCAAUGGGCUGGACUAGCACGCGGUGAUACAGAGAGGCUCGGCAAGCUCAUUUAAAUUUAACCCUUUCACCACCACCACCACGCCACCAUGAAGUACUCGGCGAACUGCAAAAUGCUUUCACUAUUACAGAGACGGUAAUGUCGUUUCAAAACCCUCAAGGUGGAAUAAGUAUCGGAAUUGAAGUAUAUACAAGUGUGGAGAUAACUACCUCCAGGCGCACGCGCACACACACAAACACACGGAUGUCUCUUGGAAACAGGCAUGACACUAUGAGCACGUGAGUAAUCCCUGGCUCACGUGACGCAUACUUUUAGUCAUGGCCGACGACUACAGGCGACAGGGUUUUGAGUUGGAGAGAAGGAUAUUUGAGUUAGACAUCAAGUGUUCCAGUCUCAGAGCUGAAAAGCAAGAUGAUGACUAUUUACAGAAUGCGUCUGCCAUACUAGACAAGUUGAAAAGCUAUUACAGGCAAGGAGGGGAGAGUAGCAACCUUUCCAAGGUGCUUCAGGAUUACACACAGGUAAUCCUGGACAUCACAUUUUAUGAAGAGAAUAAACUGGUGGACCAGGAGUUCCCUGAGGACUGCUCACCUUUUAAAAUCCAGCAGCUGCUGCAAGACCUGACCGAGCCAGAGGUUUUGGCAGGGAGGCUAGCACCAGCACAGGAAGUGCAGUCUAUGUUGGGCCUUGAGCUGUUAGAAUGCCUCUAUUGGAGACGUGGAGCUCUGCUGUACAUGUACUGCCACACCCUUCAUCAGCGAAAACAGUGGAUUAAGAAAAACAAGGACACAUUCCUUAAGUGUAUUCAGGAAGGGGUGCGCUACCUAAUGCGGAUGCUGCAGGUGAGAAACUCUGUGAAGCUCAACGAUGGCGUGGUGCUCCAUGACACUGCUACAGCAAGCUUCCUAUCUGAAGGCAUCUUCUCAGACACACACCUGUUGACGAUGAUGUACAUCGGGGAAAUGUGUUUCUGGGCGGUCAAGUACGAGGACUGCAGUGCUGACACUAUGGAUCGCAAGGAAGAUCGCCUCCAGUUUCGGGACAUUGGCACACAGAUCCUCAACAAAUAUGUGCUGGCCUGUGAGGGCCCUCUGCAGGGCCAGGGCUGGAACACAGAAAAUGCCAAGGAAAUCCUUAGUAUUUUACAGUGAACCCAGCUGCCCCUGUGUUGAAGUUGCCCUCGGGCACAGAUCUAAGUUCAGUAUUCAAAUGUGUGUAAACCCCAAAUAAAAAUGCAAUUCAUCAGGUGGGGUGUAAUCUUGUGGAAGGUACAGUAGAGACAUGGGGAGAAAGUGUAUGUGAAAGAGAGUCUUUGGAUCAGUGUCUACAGGCAACCUCAUCCCAUGCCAAAUGGCCGAGGCCAAAGCAGGUGAAGGAGAGGUUAGAAAGGAUGAGACUGGUGGUGUAAAACUGGCAGGGGAUGCAGCCGAGGUUGUUAAAUAACAUUUUGCCCUGUCCUGCUGAAAAAGCAGUUAUCAUCUUGAUUCCAGACUGUUGACUGGGGCACUUAUUUUGCUCCGAGAAUGUGUUAUAAUAACAUUAAUAUAAAUAUUAAAAGGUUAUUAAUGAAAUUGACCUUUUUUUUCUUUUUUUUUUCUUUUUUUUUUUUUUUUAAAGAUUUAAGAUAAUCCAGCUGGAAAUGAGACAUUGCACAGUAACAUUUUAUUUAUUGUUUUUUUGCUAUUUUGUUAUGCUUUUUAAUAUAUUAUAAUUGCAUAUACAUUAUAUAUGUAUGUGUGUAUACAAAUAUACACUAAAGGCAAAAGAAAGGUGUUCAAAAACAAUUGACAAUGAUGUAUUCAUGACUAUUUGAAGUAUGUUCAGAUUUGUUCAUACCAGCUUUGUAAUGCGCCACUUGUAUUCCCAUCUAUUGCAAAAUUACAUUUCUCUGCCACUUCAGUAACCUUGAUAGUACAACUAUUAAUAGAGACUCUGUGUUGUUUGGACGAAAAUCAUUUUCUGUUUUUUAUGUCCUCGUUGACAAUAAACACGCGCGUUGUUUUAAGAAAAA